Molecule: messenger RNA, 1068 nt
Organism: Bipolaris zeicola 26-R-13
Lineage: Eukaryota; Fungi; Ascomycota; Dothideomycetes; Pleosporales; Pleosporaceae
Exons: 4
Coding region: 1-1068 (355 amino acids)
Biological process (GO): DNA-templated DNA replication; DNA repair
Cellular component (GO): Rad17 RFC-like complex; Elg1 RFC-like complex; Ctf18 RFC-like complex
Molecular function (GO): DNA binding; ATP hydrolysis activity; DNA clamp loader activity
Source: RefSeq, a predicted model, not a curated record
AUGGCACUUUUAGUAGACAAGCAUCGGCCGCGUAACCUUGAAGCGCUCAGUUAUCAUCCUGAGCUUUCAGAUCGCCUGCGAGCUCUAGCACAAAGCGGCGACUUUCCCCAUCUCCUCGUAUACGGCCCUUCUGGAGCAGGUAAGAAGACGCGUAUCGUCGCAACCCUCAAAGAACUCUAUGGCCCCGGUGUUGAAAAGAUCAAAAUCGAUGCACGUGUCUUCCAGACUACCACGAACCGCAAGCUCGAAUUCAACAUUGUCGCUUCCGUAUACCACCUCGAAAUUACGCCAUCAGAUGUUGGAAACUAUGACAGAGUAGUGGUGCAAGAUCUGCUCAAGGAGGUUGCGCAGACACAGCAGGUCGACUUAGGUGCAAAGCAACGCUUCAAGGUUGUCGUCAUCAACGAGGCCGACCAUCUGACCAGAGAUGCCCAAGCAGCAUUAAGGCGAACCAUGGAAAAAUACAGCCCUAACUUGCGAUUGAUCCUGUUGGCAAAUUCGACGAGCAACAUCAUUGCCCCCAUCAGAAGUAGAACGCUGCUUGUCAGAGUUGCGGCGCCUACCGAGGCUGAGAUCUGCGAUGUGCUAAGCAAAGUGGGAAAGAAGGAGGGAUGGAAGGAUGUUGAAAGUUUACAUCAGAGGAUAGCGAAAGACAGCGGACGUAACCUUCGAAAGGCACUUUUGAUGUUCGAAGCAGUGCAUGCCCAAAAUGAGAAGAUUACAGAUCAGACACAUAUCCCACCUCCCGACUGGGAAGCGCUCAUCGAGCAGAUUGCCCGCCAAAUCGUUGAAGAGCGUUCUCCCCAACGGCUCCUUCAGGUUCGCGCUUCCCUUUACGAUCUUCUAUCGCACUGCAUCGACCCAACGACUAUCAUCAAAACCCUUACCUGGAAACUCAUACCAAAGACGGAUGAUGCACUGAAGCCAGAGGUCAUCAAAUGGGCGGCCUUCUAUGAGCACAGGUGUAAAACGGGUGCUAAGCAUAUAUUCCACCUUGAGGCGUUUGUUGCCAAGUAUAUGAGGCUAUACGAGAGCUAUUCCAUGGGCUUGGACUUCGAUUCCGCAUAA